CUUCGCAACCUCCCAGUUCGCACUUAACCUCCUUCCACAGCGUCUUCAAGCUGAUUCUACUUCCACCGUACUGCGUUGCGGUGCCCUUCCAUGGCUGCCAUCUCACUGGACGAAGCUAAUUUCCUGGCCCUAGUGUUCGAGGCCUUGUUAUAUGGAUCUUUCACGGUUCUGUUCAUCGCUGCCAUCUAUAUCAUUUUCCAGAAGCGAUCAGGAAUAAACAUAAAACUUCUCUCGACUGUUGUCGCCAUUUGGGUUCUAUCAACUGUUCAUCUGAUUAUAGACAUCAUUCGCGCCAUCGAGGCAUUCGUUGAGCUAGAGCGAGGGGGGGCCCUGCAAUACUAUUUAGAUCUAUCAAAUCCUUUGCAGGCUGCCAAAACAGCAAUAUAUGUCACUUUGACCCUCGUCGGAGACGGGUUCGUGAUCUACCGCUGCUUUAUCGUAUGGAAUCGUAAAUGGUACAUCGUACCUGGUCCUCUUUUGCUGCUGUGUGGCACAGCCGUCGGCGGUUUUGGUGCUACUGUCGCCUUUUCCCGCGCUGCACCUGGAGCGGAAGUGUUCUUGCCGAAUAUCGUUCCUUGGAUCACUAGUUUCAUUUCAAUGACUCUAAGCACUAAUGUCGUCUGCACAUCUCUCAUAACCUAUCGGAUUCUUAGCAUUCAGAGAGCUGUUCGAGGUGUCAUUCAAGUGAACCUCGGUCAUUCGGCUCUUAUGAUGGUCGUCGAGUCAGCUGCAGUAUAUUCGGCCUCCGUGCUUUCAUUGAUGAUCACCUACACACUCGGUUCAAAUGCCCAGUAUACGGUCCUAGACUUGACCUCUCCCUUAAUUGGAAUCACGUUUACCGUGAUCAUCCUUCGUGUCAGUCUCGGUAUCAGCUCUCGAGAUUUAACGGCAUUGUCGCAGUCAGGGCAAGAUCGCAGCGCCCCGCAGAGUUUCUCUCUGAACCGCCGAACUCCCGUCGCAGUAAAUGUUAGCCAUCUCGUUGAGAUGGACUCAGGCGAUUACCCAAUUCAAAGACAGGAUGAAGCUUCUCUGACAAAACACCCCAUGGUCUAACGAACCCUUCGCCGAACAUUGUUACGUCCUUGUCACCACCAUCACUCUACGAUUUGCGAUGUUUUCUUUGAGAUAAUUCACACGCCGCUAAACCCCUUGAUUACAUGAUAGACUGUCAUUUGAUGGACACAGGUACAUAAUAACCCUGCGACACCUAUUUCGAAGAGUCGAAUCACUCUGUUUGUUGGCAUGGCUAGGCUUAAGUUAACAAGUUCGGUUGAUCCUUUCGUGCCCCAGCACCCGGGUUACAAGCUUCGAAUUCUGAGGCCCAUCUGAUCCGAAGUGAUCGCUGAAACACAUUCACGCUGCUUCGAAGUCAAUUUCUCAAUGCCCGCGUGCUUAAUUUCCUUGUGUGUGCACAAUAUCACCCGAUACAAGAUGGUAAUCAUCCUGACAGACGGUUUGGUGGGAAGAC
Molecule: messenger RNA, 1468 nt
Organism: Guyanagaster necrorhizus
Lineage: Eukaryota; Fungi; Basidiomycota; Agaricomycetes; Agaricales; Physalacriaceae
Exons: 8
Coding region: 91-1053 (320 amino acids)
Source: RefSeq, a predicted model, not a curated record